AUGCUUAUUAACAGAGAGAGAGAGAGAAUAGCUAGAACGAUAACAACAUUGGAAAGAGAACUGAGCACCGGCAAGAUGAGCCCACCAACAAUGCCGGGGCCAAGAAUUUCCAGUAGAACUUCACUUCCAUCCGAAAAAUACUUCGCCACAGAGAAAAUCAAAUACCCAUACACGAGGAUGAGGAAUAUAUUUCCGACGAUAGUGUUGCUACAGGGCAUAAAACCAUAUGGUUCUUCACAGGUUUCCGAUGGAACCAAGCCGUUAAGAAGCAGAAAUAGCGGUUGA
Ilex paraguariensis (yerba mate) is the source of this 285-nucleotide messenger RNA. NCBI's taxonomy places the organism in Eukaryota, Viridiplantae, Streptophyta, Magnoliopsida, Aquifoliales, Aquifoliaceae. The record is from the annotation of a GenBank genome assembly.